UCACUUUUGAGACUUUGUAAAAUAUGAUUAAAUUCUCAGUCAUCCGAGGUCACGGGAAUCAGGUUGAAUCAAAGCAAUCGGCCUCUUUAUUUGCCUUUAAUUCAAAGGGCUUCUUCGGGUCAACAUUUUCACUGUGGCUGGUGAAUGACCGGCCCGCAUAUGACGACUCAUUCAAUCACCCGCUGGCACAAUCCCUCAUAAGGGCCACACUUCCUUUGCGAGGACGGAUGUCCGGACGUCAAUAUAAGCAAAUGACAAGUGAUGACUCAAAACUCUGUUCAGAGGAAGAGUGGCCCGGAUCGAACUGUUUUGCUACCAAGUGAGUGACGCUCCUUCACCAGCCAGGCCGGGCAACAUCAACAACAACACCCAUUUGUCUUGAAUCUUGUCCUAACAUCACAUGGGAUCAAAAUAAAGCAUGUGCGGAUUUCACGAGGCCCGUCGCCAUAGCCGGUCAUUGAAAUUAGCAGAACAGGAGGAAGCACUCUGCUCAGUGGACAAUAUGGACAUUCUUGAGACAGAUGCCUACGACAGACGGCAGAGAAGAAACACGUCCUGUGCUCUGCUGUUCUCUCUCACGCCCUUCUUUUUGGCCUCAGCCGCGUACUUCUACCUGUGUACUCCAGACACACCGGCGUCCAUCAUACUGGCGGCUGUCAAAUCGGCACCGGCGCUCCUGCUGGCCGCGGCAGUGCUGAGCUGGAAUGGAGGUCAGAGUGUCGUGGGUGUGGCGGGAGGACUUGUCCUCUCGGCUGUGGGCGACUGCUGCCUGAUCUGGCCUGGGUUUUUCCUCCACGGCAUGGCUGCAUUUGCUGUGGCUCAUCUUCUCUACUCGCUCAGCUUCCUGUCAUCUCGUUACGAGGCAUAUUCCUCUUCCUCAUGGACUGGCCUGCUAUAUCUGAUCCUGGUUGUGAUCGCGGGAGGUUUUUAUGCAUACUUGUUUCCAUUUUUACAGAAGGACCCAAUGUCGGACCUCUUAACCCCCGCCGUGGGGGUCUACGUUAUCUUAAUCACACUGAUGGGGAUAUUAGCCAUCAGAACCCGUCGCGCAUUCACACUCUUGGGAAGUUUGUUCUUCAUCGUCUCCGACCUCGCUUUGGCUUUGCAACAGUUUAAGGUGACGGCGCCUGUGCAACACGGUAAUACUGUUGUCAUGGUGACAUAUUAUUUAGCACAGCUGCUAAUUAGUAUUGGGGACAUGAGGGCGGUGGAAAUCAAAAAUGAAUUUGCAAAAUGGAAGCGGUCCUAGCCAGUAUCCAUGCAGCGCUCCUGAUGUUUCCUCACCCAACA
Messenger RNA from Hippocampus comes (tiger tail seahorse), 1290 nucleotides. It is a transcript of the gene tmem86b, whose product is annotated as transmembrane protein 86B. Gene Ontology annotation, molecular function: hydrolase activity. NCBI's taxonomy places the organism in Eukaryota, Metazoa, Chordata, Actinopteri, Syngnathiformes, Syngnathidae. Bases 419 to 1249 code for a protein of 276 amino acids. Gene Ontology annotation, cellular component: membrane. The transcript has 6 exons. The record is from RefSeq and is a predicted model, not a curated record.